AUGGGCUUAUUUCAAUACAAGGUUGGUAGCAAUUCUAAUUUCCUUUUCUGGCAUGACCCCUGGAUCAAUGGUACUCCGCUGCUAUUCCAUUGUCAUCCCAGUUUGGUUUCUAUUGCUGAAUCCUCCCUACGUGCAAGAAUUUCAGUUUAUAUUGAUAACUCCUCCUGGUUUCUGCCCCCCUCCAAUCAUUUGGACAUGGUUGAGCUUCGACGUAAAAUUCUGCCUAUUCAAAUUCACAGCAGUGAUUCUAUUGUAUGGCGACCUAAUCCAAGCUUGGCUGUUUCUAUUUCCCUGAUUUGGAAUCAUAUUCGUACCAGACCUAUUGCUCCACCUUGGGUUGAUAUUGUUUGGCAUAAUUUAGCGAUCCCCAAGUGUGCUUUUACUCUCUGGCUUGUUUUAAAAGGAAGACUGCUUACUAAAGAUCGCAUGAAACAGUUUCAAAUGACGACCGACUUAUGCUGUUUAUUAUGUAAUAAUGCCAUAGAGUCACAUGAUCAUUUGUUUUGUUCCUGCACUUAUGCUUCUGAAGUUCUGUCUAGUAAUAGUUUCCAGUAUGCAAACGACAUCACGUGCUACCGCAAUGGUCGUGUCUUGCUUAACAGACCCAAAGCAAUUAGGAAACAAGUUGGCCACUUGUACCUUGCUAUUUCUGUUUUUUUAAUUUGGAAGGAAAGGAAUGAUCGCCUCCACAAUUCAAAUCAUAGAAUUCCUGCCAGUAUGACAAAGUUCUAUGCUAAACGUAUGCUCAGAGAAAAACUCCACUCCUCAUCAAAGUUCCAAGUUGCGGCUCUCAAGGACUUAAAUUUAAUUUUAGAUCUCUUCUAG
Daucus carota subsp. sativus is the source of this 825-nucleotide messenger RNA. RefSeq lists its product as uncharacterized. The transcript has a single exon. Bases 1 to 825 code for a protein of 274 amino acids. Lineage: Eukaryota; Viridiplantae; Streptophyta; Magnoliopsida; Apiales; Apiaceae. The record is from RefSeq and is a predicted model, not a curated record.